GGCGCUGAGGCGGCGCGUGGGUCGGGCCGUCGUCGCUUUCGCUCGCCGUGUGCCUUGUUUCGGCUCCGUGCAGCAGCGCAGCAUCGCGGGGGCCGCGGCGGCCGCAGGGGCGCGGGCAGUGGGUGGUCGGGGGAGGAGAGGCGGCCGCGCUGAUGAUGACGGGUCUGCUGGGCAGCCCGGUGGCUGCCGUCAUGCAGGAGAACUUCGGGUGCUCCGUGGCCAAUCGCUUCUACCAGCUCCUGGACGACGAGUCGGACCCGUUCGACGUGCUGCGCGAGGCCGAGCGCCGUCAGCAGCAGAGGAAGAAGCACGACGAGGCGGCGGCCGUCGGGAGGAGAGCCGUGCCCCGUGGCCGGGGGGGCGGCGGCAGGAGGGAGACCCAGAAGGGGCGCAAGCAGACGCAGAGCUCCCCGGCACUCUCCCCUGCGGCGCCGCCGCAGCCAGGCACAAAGCGAGCACCCAAGCAGGGAGAACAACAAGGAUUCAGUAACAGAAGUACAGAGGGGAAACAAGACAAAACUGAAUGGAGACCAUCUUUCAGAGAAUACCGUCCCUAUGGAGCACAAAGACAAAUGGAAUUCUCUGUGGAACGACCAGUGGAAAGAUUAGACUAUGAAAGACCAAUAAGAAGUCGUGGUGGAGGAAGAGGUGGAAUGAGAGGUAGAGGAAGAGGUGGUGGAUUAAAUGGAAAUUUUGAUAGGUUUGACCAAAGAAGAAAACGAGAACAAAGUGGGAAUGAUAAAACUGGGACGGAGCAGACUGCAUACAUGGAAGAGACUGUGGAAACUCCUGAACAGCCAGGGACAUCUGAAGGAGAGCCUCUGAGCAAACCUGCUGAAGGAGAGCCAAUGGAAGAAGCGGUUCAAGAAAUGACAUUAGAUGAGUGGAAAAAUCUUCAGCAACGGAAUCGACCAAAGCCUGAAUUCAACAUCCGGAAGCCAGAAUCCAGUGUUCCUUCCAAAGCAGUGGUGAUUCACAAGUCAAAAUACAGUGAUGAUUUGCAAAAAGAAGACUUUGAAGAUGAUUCUCAUGUGUUUCGAAAACCAGUGAAUGAUAUAACUUCUCAGCUGGAUAUUAAUUUUGGGAGUCUUCCUCGCCCUGGCCGUGGAUCAAGAGGAGCACGAGGUGGUCGUGGCAGAAGAUCUGAAGAGACAGGGCCUCGACCAGAAGUAGUGGUGCAGCUUGUGGCUCCAAAUCCUGAUGAUCCUGAGGAUUUUCCAGCUUUAGCUUGAUGGUCCAUCAUGAAUGGUGGCAUCUCAAAGUCAAUUUGUAACUAUGAAGAGACCAGUUCUAUGCUGGUGUGGAUUAAGGAAGCCUGUUUGUUUCCUUCUGGAAGGUUGCCUGGGUGUUUGGUGUGGAAUGAUUGCAGCUGUCUGCUGACAGAGUUGUGUUCCAGAAAUAUAGGUGGACAGGGAUCCUGUCACAGGUUCCAUUGUCUGCCUCCAUUUGUGAAACCUAUGGAAAGGCUUACAGUAAGUACUUCCCUACUAGGCUUCAAGUGAAGUUAAAGGGAAGAGUGUUUAAAAAUGUAUAUAUAGAGAUUAUAUCAAGUUCUCCAUGACACCAUGAUGAAAUGUAAACUGUACAAGACGAUCUACAAUUUGGACUCAAUUUCACUGUACAUUUGAAAGCUGUUUCUUUUAGGUGAAGUGUAAACUUCAGACAGUUGCAAGUUGCAGUUCUUCACUUUGGCAAAUAAAGAAAAGUGCACAUUG
Catharus ustulatus (Swainson's thrush) is the source of this 1715-nucleotide messenger RNA. It is a transcript of the gene HABP4, whose product is annotated as hyaluronan binding protein 4. Gene Ontology annotation, molecular function: RNA binding. NCBI's taxonomy places the organism in Eukaryota, Metazoa, Chordata, Aves, Passeriformes, Turdidae. Bases 153 to 1232 code for a protein of 359 amino acids. Gene Ontology annotation, biological process: positive regulation of translational initiation; positive regulation of RNA splicing. The record is from RefSeq and is a predicted model, not a curated record. Gene Ontology annotation, cellular component: cytoplasm; nucleus. The transcript is spliced from 7 exons.